AUGUUCAAUAAAUUGCUAUACAAGUUACUAAAAUGUAGGGAGAGAAAGUUCUUUGCCAUAUAUUGGAAAAAAAGGAGUCUUGUGCAUGUCAGAAAGAAUAAGAAUGCCAUCUGUUCUUAUGAUACAUGUCAAAGAACAAAAAGAAUUCACUACCUUGUGACAUUAAUAAGUCAUGGAAACAGGAGUAAAGGAAAGAAUGAUAUGUUAGACCGGGUUGGUAAGAAUAGAAAUAAUACCAGAAAAUGUAGUAGAACCAUUGCAACUGCAGGUAGGAGUAUGAUCCAAGAAGGACUAACACAAUUUACUUCCCCAAACAAUGACAAGCAGAGCCGAUUUGAGGAUACCACUUCAAAUAGCACAGGUGAAAUGAAUUCAAUUGAAAAAAUUUUAGAUGAAACAAAUUCUAUGAUAUAUGUAAAUGAAAUAUGCUUACAAAUGGAUAAAAGUAUAUUAAAAUGUCAAACAUAUGAAGAUAUUUUAUCAAUACUGAUAACUCACAGGGGAGCUUUAUUUUUACAAAACUUAAUAACAGUUAUACGUAUGUUAGCAGGUUUAGUAAUUGAGGAAAGAAAGAAAAGGAAAAAUAUGAACGGAAUGCAUAUAACAUUUAGUAAAUAUACGAAUAGAUAUGUGAAUGCAGAAGGAGGUAACAACAAUUUAGAUGGAGGAAGACACAAUGAAAAGGGUGACAUUUUAAAUAAUAACAUAGAACAUUUAUCAAACGAAAGUAAUACUACCGAAUUGUUUAAAAAUAAAAACAUAACUGGAUUUGACAAGAUAGAAAAAAGUCUAAUAGAAAAAUAUCAACACAUAUUCGAUGUAUUAAAUAACAAAGAUUUGCUAGAAAGUGAAAAUAAUUUCCAAAAUAACAGAAUGUUGGAGGGAAUUAUUGUACGCGAUGAACGAUUUAAUUUACUAAUAGACGAUAUAUAUAAAAAUAGAAAACAUUUUGAUGUAGUGUCCAUAUGUCACAUUUUGAUAUCACUUAAAGAAUUAAAUUACAAACACUUCCUUCUUUUUAAUUCAUUUAUUAAUCCUUUGAAAAAUUUUGACAAGUACAUUAAGGAACAAUUUGAAAGGAGCAAUCAAAAAAUUGCUCAUAUCCAUUCGGUUAUUCAAUUAUUAUUACAGUGUUUUAAUACCUAUAUUUGGGCUGGAUAUUACAAUCUAGACAUCUAUAACAGAUUAAUAAAUUCGAUUUUGUUAAAUAAUUUUAUCCUUAUAAAAAAGGAAUUUAUAUACGAACAGCAUUAUGAACAAUUUGAAAAUUACAACUACAUGAAUUACAAAUAUGAUGUAAAUUAUCCUCUAUCUAGUAAUGAAAUAUUCACAUUACUUAACUUGAAUGAAAAUUAUUUUUCAAAAAAAAAUUUUUUAAUGGCUCCUUUGAGUAUUAUGAUGGAUGAAGACAAAUCGAACAUCAACGAAGAAGAGACCUACCAUAAGGAUUGCAAAACGGAAAUUCAGUUAAAUGACAAAUUGUCUCAUAGGAAAAGUAGCCAAUUGGAUGAGAAUAAAAUAAGCUUUAUACAAAAUCCAAAUCUUAGUACUAGGGAAAGUUUUACCAAUGAAGUUAAAUGUGUAUUUCCAAAUGAAUCUGAGUCUAUUAUUGCAAGGGGUGAAGAGAGGAAAAAAAAAGAGAUACCUUGUUACUGCUGUCCCAUUUUCCUAAACCUUGAGUUAUUUCUCAGAAGUGUAGAAAUAUAUAAAAAUAUUUAUGUAUAUAAUCCUGAAUUUUUCAAAAUUUCUGAAAAAGUUGUUUAUUACUAUACGCAGUAUUUAUCACCAUUCAAUCUGAGUAUACUAGCUGAUGCUUUUUCCAAACAUCGAAUUUUUGCAAUAGAACAUGAUCGAUUUUUUUAUCACAUUUCAAAAUUAAUGGAGAACAAUUUUGAUAAAUUUUCCUAUGAAAAUAUUUUUCUUAUUCUAAAUUCAUUCAAAAGGAUGAAUUUAUUUUUCGAAAAAUGUAUUAUUCUAAGUGCAAACAAAUUUGAGCCAUAUUUUCAUGAAUUGUAUAUAAACAGAAAGGAGGGGGUCUUAACCUUAAAACAGGUUUCUGUUUUGAUUGAAUCUUUGUCCUUUUUUGAUUUUCAUCACAAAUCAAUUGAUCAAUGUAUCAUAGCAUCUGUGAACUAUUUGGAAGAUUAUAUUGAUGAGAUUGAUGAAGAAACAUCAAUUAAUAUUUCCUACGCAUUAAUUUUAUCAAAUCUAUAUCAUAUCAAUACAUACUUCUUUUCAUUUAUUUGGAGAAAAAUUGCAAAAACAACUUAUUGGGAAAAAAAGAAAAAUCAAGUCUGUUUGUUAUGGUUAUCUCACAUGAUACAGUUCAAAUGGAUGGAAUAUGAUUUACCAAAAUUCUGUGUCUUGGAAUGUUUGAAAAUUUUCUAUUUAAAAAGAAAGGAAAAUAUGUUCUCCUACUCCAAAAUUAUAUCAUCUGUUUCGCAAAUAUUAGAUGAACUACAGAUUAGACACGACGUUUCAGUUGAUAUUUAUGGCCCAUAUAUAUUGGACAUUUUGAUAACGGGGGAUAAAAGACAUGUUAUAAUGUUAACACAAGAUACUACAAGAAAUGAAAUAAAUAGACAGCUAGGAGAUUCCAAAAUUGUUUCCUUCCAUUUGACUUUGUAUGGUUAUAAUGUAAGACCACUCAAUACGAAGUACUUCGACGUCUUAAGUCACUCCGGCAGGCUCGCAUAUGUGCGCGAUAUUGUAUCGUCCUUUUGA
Plasmodium gonderi is the source of this 2724-nucleotide messenger RNA. RefSeq lists its product as hypothetical. NCBI's taxonomy places the organism in Eukaryota, Apicomplexa, Aconoidasida, Haemosporida, Plasmodiidae. The coding region runs from base 1 to 2724 and encodes 907 amino acids. The record is from RefSeq and is a predicted model, not a curated record. The transcript has a single exon.